Molecule: messenger RNA, 1995 nt
Organism: Zygotorulaspora mrakii
Lineage: Eukaryota; Fungi; Ascomycota; Saccharomycetes; Saccharomycetales; Saccharomycetaceae
Gene: PRM1
Product: pheromone-regulated protein PRM1
Exons: 1
Coding region: 1-1995 (664 amino acids)
Cellular component (GO): mating projection tip
Source: RefSeq, a predicted model, not a curated record
AUGCCAUAUUUCACAAGUUAUUUAAGAUUAAAUGACAGAUUAUCUCAGGUUUGGAUAAACACCUAUACACUGAUGCUACUUAUAGUGAUGUUAAAACUUGUUUUUUUUACCAAAUCAAUUAAAGAUUCCAUUAACCUUGCAAAGAAUUAUACCAUGUCACACUGUGAUGACAUCGAUUCUUUAUAUUCCGAUGCACUUAACGGAACUCCGCAUUACUUGGGUAAAAUGGGGAAUUUCCUCAUUGAAAAAACAAUGAUUGAAUCUGUGGAAGCAACAUUGAAAGUGAUUUCGUUGCUUCUUUACGCUAGCGAAGAAUUACUGGCAUUUAUUGUCGAUUUAUAUAUAGGCACAUAUGUUUGCUUGAUAGUCAGCGCUAUCGACGGUACUGUAGAUGUUGCAACAAAUACAACCGAGGCACUAAUUGGAAUGGUCAACUCUUCUGUAAUAAGUCUCUCUAGCGAAUUAGAAGGUGGUUUAACUGAUAUUUCUGAUUUUCUCAAUAAAGUAAUUUCCGCAGCGUCUAAGGUCGAGAGCUUUUUCAAAGAUGAUGACAAUGACAGUAAUAAUGCGUCAGACAAGAUAUCUAAACUGAAUUUAACAAUAUCUUCACUGAGAGAUAUGAAGAUACCUUCUUCUAUAAACAAUAAAUUACAAGAGUUAUCUAAUAAAACACCUGAUUUUGCAGAUGUUAAAAAUAUGACUAAGAAUCUAAUCUCAUUACCUUUUGAAAAGGUAAGGAAUGAAAUUGCAUCGAUUAAUUCCACUGGUAUCGUGGGAGACUCUGAUUUAUUUUACGUACCGCCACUUACCAUGAAUAAUGGCACUACAAGUGGAAUUUGCAGAUCAAACGAGGCACAGAUUGAGAAAAUCUACGACGCUUUUGGCAAAACAUUGCAAACAGUAACGGUAAUACUAAUCGUUUUGAUAAUGGUUGGUGCCCUGGCUGCAAUGGUUCCUAGCGCUUGGAAGGAAUAUAGACAAUGGAAGAAAUUGAGUGCUCUGCGGGAUGAAUAUCUGGAGGUGCACGAGAAGCGCAAUCAUUUAGAUCCAUUCGAUUCCUUUGAAAGUGAGAAGUCUUACGACGUGAUAGCGAGCUACCAUCGAUGUUUCAAUGUGUGGAGUGGGCGCAUCUCAAAUAUCAUCAUGCGCAUGUUCACUUCCAUGUCAAGCGAAGAGCUGAAUAAUAGUACGAAGGUAAAAAUUCAAUGGGUGGUAUCAUAUAUGACCACUGAGCGGGCACUUUUACUAUUAGGAGUAGGAUUUUUGGCAUUAAUGACGUGUAUUUGCCAAUUCAUUAUGAUUGCGGUUUGUCGAUCCUUCUUAAAUAGCAAAGACAUUACUUCAUUGGCUGGUUCAUCGAAUAGCUCUUUCUCGACCUCUUUGCAGAACGAUAUGGUUCAAUGGUCUGGAAACACAAAUCUUUACAUAGGAUCUACAGAAGAUAGAAUGAAUUCUCGAGUGUUCGGAUGGAUCAAUGAAACAACUCUCUCGAUAAAUACAACCGCAAACAAAAUGAUGGACGAGAUCGAUACCACCAUCCAGAACGCUUUCGAAAACACUAUUCUGUACCCUCCUAUGAGUACAAUAGUCAAGUGCACCAUAGGCAAUAAGCUGACUGCCAUCGAGAGCGCAAUGACCUGGAUACACAACAAAGCGCAUUUUAAUCUCCCGCGUAUCGACCCUUUAGAGAUACAGGCGUUGCUGCUGCCAGAACAAAACAGCACGGGCAGCAUGAACAGCACGAGCAGUGUCAACCCUCAGAGUGACAGCGUUGGAAAGACAAAAAAGCCUGCAGUUGCAGUGGCCACUGCAGUGCAAUCUCUGGCAGAAAACAUCCGCACAGGUCUACUCGCUGUACUGGAAAGCUUCUACAAAACAACAAUGUGGGAACUAAUUGUGGCAUUUAUUUUGAUCGCUCUGUGGGUAAUACAACUGCCCAUAGCACUAUCCACAAUUUUCUGCAGAACGCACAGAUCGACGGCUCCAGAUGCAUAG